CCACCAAUCAGAAUAAAGCAUACGGAUCCACUGUUUCACAUUCAAAAGCCGUUGGGAACUCAACUUCCACGUAUAUAUAUAACCACGCAUUAUUUACCUGAUCAGCCUUUUCGCAAUCUGAAACCCUAGUUUCCAAAUCCAUCAAUUCUCACCUUUUCAAUUUGUUACUUUGAUUCGCAAUGGCUCGUACGAAGCAGACCGCUCGCAAGUCCACCGGUGGAAAGGCUCCAAGGAAGCAACUUGCUACCAAGGCUGCUAGGAAAUCUGCUCCAACAACCGGAGGAGUGAAGAAGCCUCAUCGUUAUCGUCCUGGAACUGUCGCACUCCGUGAGAUCCGUAAGUACCAGAAGAGUACCGAGCUGCUGAUCCGCAAAUUGCCGUUCCAGAGGCUUGUUCGUGAAAUUGCUCAGGACUUCAAGACUGAUCUGAGGUUCCAGAGCCAUGCUGUGCUAGCUCUUCAGGAGGCAGCUGAGGCAUAUCUCGUUGGUCUCUUUGAGGACACCAACCUGUGUGCCAUUCAUGCCAAGAGGGUCACAAUCAUGCCCAAGGACAUCCAGCUCGCAAGGCGUAUCCGUGGAGAGCGUGCUUAGGUUGUUUGAGUGCUUAUCACAGAUGAAGGUUUGUGUUGCCUUUGUCUGUUCGUUUAUUACUUAUGCUAGAUUCUGUUUGUAAUGUUUGGGAGUAAACUUGAACCAGAACCCUUCUAUUGUAGGAUGUAAAUUCUAUACAACUGAUAAGUUGUAAGAUUUGGUAAUAUGUGGAUAUUAAUGUGAUAAUGUGGUGUUUCUCUAAA
This is a messenger RNA of Helianthus annuus (common sunflower), 793 nucleotides long. RefSeq names its product histone H3.3. Gene Ontology annotation, molecular function: structural constituent of chromatin; protein heterodimerization activity; DNA binding. Gene Ontology annotation, cellular component: nucleosome. The transcript is spliced from 5 exons. The record is from RefSeq and is a predicted model, not a curated record. NCBI's taxonomy places the organism in Eukaryota, Viridiplantae, Streptophyta, Magnoliopsida, Asterales, Asteraceae. The coding region runs from base 180 to 590 and encodes 136 amino acids.